UCUGAGCGUCCAGCUGCAGAGUUUUAGGUGGCGCGCGCACAAGAUGGCCGUGAUUUUCACGGCGUUCCCUUGUUGUUUGUCAGAAGUUUUCAGGAGUAAACUUGCCCAGGAGUUUCGAAGUCGGGCGCUGGGUGACAUGUAAAGAAGAGCUGCGCGAGUCUUUUCAAAGCGUCGCUACCUUUCAAACGCAAUUCGCUUCCUCUGACGGCUGGUGAGGACGCCGUGUGUUCGUCUGACACUUUGCUCAUGAAAUCAGCCGCUGGCUAACGCUGACUGACUGCCUGCCCUUCUUUUAGUUAACGCCGCACCGCGAUGAGCUCGAGUCGUGUGAUGCCGCAGCAGCAGCAACAACAACAAUUGCAGCAGCAGCCGCCCCCCAUUUUGGGGCAAAGGGGCUCCCGUCCGGAACCUGCCAUCGAAAUGGAGAUGAUCCAGCAGCAGGAGCCCGGCUCCACGAUGACUCCUUCACCCCCAGUUUCUUCGAGCUCCAGGCAAGCCUGGAGUCGCAUCAACGCGGGCUUUGAGCCGGAAGAAGAGAUGCUGGAGGCGGACUGGCCUCCUUCCAGUCCGGGCAGGAGAUCCGUGUCCACCGCUUCAAGCAGCAGUAGCGGCAGCCUGGAAACUUACACCCGUGGCGGCGGCGGAGGAGGAGGAGGCGCGGGCUUCCGUGGCCAGAGGGGUCUUUGUCCCACGCCGGCCGUGGAUGCAGGCCCUCAGCUACCAGAGCCGGAGCACGGGGGCUGCGGGAAGAGGCUUGUGCACAAGUUCCGCGUUUUGUGGGGCACACGGAUGAUGGAGGAGAACAGUACAAGCAGAGAAAAGUACCUUAAGAAUGUGCUUCGUGAGCUGGUUACUUACAUCAUUUUCCUCGUUAUCUUGUGUGUAUUGACCUAUGGGAUGGUGAGUUCAAAUAUGUACUAUUACACAAAGGCUAUGUCUCAGCUUUUCCUGGAUGCUCCACUGUCACCAGUAGAAAAGACCACUUUCAAAACACUUGGUAAUAUGGAAGACUUCUGGAAGUUUGCUGAGGGCCCAUUUUUAAAUGGCCUUUACUGGGAUGUGUGGUAUAAUAACAAAACAAUGUCUGAGAACCAAAGUUUCAUCUACUAUGAAAACCUGCUGCUUGGAGUGCCUCGGCUACGCCAACUGAAGGUCAACAAUCAGUCGUGCUUAGUCAUUGAAGAUCUGAGGGAUGAAAUCCCAGAUUGUUAUGGUGUAUAUUCAGUUGCCAGUGAAGACACGUCUCCUUUCGGACUUGGAAAAGGAACUGCCUGGACGUACACUGCAGAAAAGAACCUGAAUGGAAGUAGCUCAUGGGGCCUGAUGGCAAAGUACAGCGGAGGGGGAUACUACCUUGAUCUGUCACGCACUCGGGAGGAGUCUGCCGCACAGAUACGCACUCUCAAGGAAAACCUGUGGUUGGAUAGAGGAACUAGAGUGCUUUUCAUUGAUUUUUCAGUGUACAAUGCCAAUAUCAACCUCUUCUGUGUUGUCAGGCUGCUGGUGGAGUUCCCAGCCACAGGCGGGACUGUUACUUCGUGGCAAUUUCAGACAGUUAAACUGAUUCGCUACGUAUCCAACUUUGAUUACUUUCUAGCUGCCUGUGAAAUCACCUUCUGUCUCUUUAUCAUUUACUAUGUAGUGGAGGAGAUCCUCGAAAUUCAUAUUCACAGACUCUACUAUUUCCGGAGCCUUUGGAACUGCCUUGAUGUGGUCAUCGUUGUGCUCUCCAUAGUUGCUGCUAUUAUUAACAUCUAUCGGACUGCGACAGUGAAUGCUGUACUGAAGAAUUUGCUGGAAAACCAAGUGUCCUUUCCAGACUUUGAGCCAUUGGCCUCAUGUCAGAUUCAGUUGAACAACAUGGUGGCAGUGAUUGUUUUCUUCGCCUGGAUUAAGCUUUUUAAAUUCAUCAACUUCAACAAGACAAUGAGCCAACUCUCAUCCACCAUGUCUCGCUGUGCCAAGGAUAUCUUUGGUUUUGCCAUCAUGUUUUUUAUCAUAUUCCUGGCUUAUGCACAGCUUGCUUACCUCGUGUUUGGCACUCAGGUUGAUGACUUCCGAACUUUUCACAGCUGCAUAUUCACUCAAUUCCGCAUCAUUCUUGGAGAUUUCAAUUUUACUGAAAUUGAGGAAGCUAACAGGAUAUUGGGGCCAAUAUAUUUCACAACUUUUGUGUUUUUCAUCUUCUUCAUCCUCCUUAAUAUGUUUCUGGCCAUUAUCAAUGACACUUACGCUGACGUUAAGGCUGAUUUGGCCCAUCAAAAACCAGAAAUGGAGCUUGAUGACUUCAUUAAGAAGAGUUGUAACAAGGUCUUGGUUAAACUGAGACUGAAGAAAACCACGGUUGACGACAUUUCUGAUAGUCUUCGGCAGACUGGAGGGAAGCUGAACUUUGACGAGCUGCGUCAGGAUCUAAAGGGAAAGGGACAUACAGAUGCUGAGAUUGAAGCCAUUUUUGCAAAAUAUGACCAAGAUGGAGACCAACCGCUCACAGAACAUGAACAUCAGCAAAUGAGGGACGACCUUGAGAAAGAGCGGGAUGACUUGGAUAUGGAUAGGAGCUCCCUAGCUCGGCCAGUUAGUGGACGUAGCUUUCCUCGCAGUCUAGAAGACUCCGAAGAAGAUGAUGAUGAAGACAGUGGACACAGCUCCAGACGACGUGGAAGCAGCUCCAGUGGUGUAUCUUAUGAGGAGUUCCAGGUCCUUGUUAGGCGUGUUGAUCGGAUGGAACAUUCCAUUGGCAGCAUCGUGUCCAAGAUUGAUGCCGUCAUUGUAAAGCUGGAAGCAAUGGAGCGAGCAAAACUCAAAAGGAGGGAUGUUCUCACAAGACUUCUAGAUGGAGUCAUGGAGGAUGAGAGAUUGGGACGCGACAAUGAGAUCCACAGAGAGCAGAUGGAGCGCCUCGUGAGAGAGGAACUGGAAAGAUGGGAGGCAGAUGACGCUGUUUCACAGAUGAGCCAACGACUGGGGACGCCCAUGGGUGUGGUUGGUCAGCCGAGAUCCCGAAGUUCACGUCCCUCUUCAUCGCAGUCCACUGAGGCAAUGGAGGGAGUGGUCAACGCAGACAGCCACGUGUAACCCACUCUCCUGUUGGUGGUACUGCAGAUCAAAUGGAGGUGACGGGGCUCCUUCAGACUGGCGGGUGCAUUGCCUUUCAGUGGGGAAACAAAAUGACAUUUCAUAAAGUAAAGUGAUGGGACCUUAGUAUUAAAUCUCACUAUUAUAAACUGAAUACAAUUUUUCUUGUAAAAAGAAAUUCUGGUGUGCCGACAUUUUGCAAGUAACCAAUGCAGCUGUGUUACUGAUUCAGAGCCACUUAUGGAGGCCCGGCCUUGACUGUCAUGGCUGGUGGCUCAUUUCAUACCUAACUGUUUUAUCAUAAAAAUUCCAAAGCCACUUUUCCAGGAAUUGUAAAACAAAUGCAAAAUGUACGUGCCACCCAGGACAGACUGAUCUUAUUAUGGUACUUUGGUGCAUUAAGUCUUGUUUAAAACGUUCAUUGUGUGUUAAUCGCUUUGCCGUUCGAGAUGCUCACAAAGCCUUUUCAUGAAUGUUGAUUUUUCUAAGUGAUCCAUGCCUUGUUCUUUAUGAGCCUACAGCAAGCUGUUCUAAAGGCCUAAAAUGCCCCCCUUAAAAAUGGGCAAACAAGCCAGCGUCCGAUUUGAUACCCACCUCAGCUCAGGUCGGCCUCUGGGGACCCACUGGAAUCUUCACGUGUCCCCAUGUGUGCUCAUUUCUCCAUCUUUAAAUUUGGAGAUGGUAAUUGUAGCCACUCACAGAGACUGUGCCAACAUUAAGCUGGUGAGACCUUAAAGGAAAGAGAGCAGGGACUGUGCUGCCACCACAGCAGGCAUGCCAGUGUCUCCGGGUACUUGCCAGUCUGCUUCCAUAUGAUUGACCAGAUCACUUCCAGCUUUUCAAAACUGUUUGCUGCCCAUUUUAAAAAUAUUUGCUUUGACCCAAAUUCCGACUUGCGCCUCAUUGUAGAUUUAAUUAACGGCUUAUGUCAAGUUGCACCUUUAAAGGUUUUGCGUUUUCUUUCCCCGAUUAUGUUGCUGUCUUUAUAAAAGUGCCAAGAAGCUAAAAAGUUUUUAUCAACUUAAGUGUUUUGUUUCAGUGUUUUAUAAGAAUGCUUUAAUGCCAUAGAUGUAGAUUUCUUAAGAUAGCCGCCAUUUUGAUCUGCGCUCACAUGGCUGUGGGAGAACUUCCUGUGAAUGCCCUGCCAGUCGUGAACUCAUUUCAGAAAUAACUUAAUUACCUGAAUUAGGUGAGUUGUGACGUAACACUGACCCCUCACCUCACGUUAUUAAUAAAAGGACAAGUGUCUGUGUGUCCGUCUGGUUGCUACGUCUCUGCUAUCCAACAGAUGGCGCAUCACAAACAUUAGCACUGCUUUUAUGAAUCCUGCACCACAUGUUAUGUAAUGGAGACUCGGCAACUGGAUGGACGCACCGCACUUCAGACUUUAAUGCUGACGUCUACGACCCCCCCCCA
Molecule: messenger RNA, 4494 nt
Organism: Erpetoichthys calabaricus (reedfish)
Lineage: Eukaryota; Metazoa; Chordata; Cladistia; Polypteriformes; Polypteridae
Gene: pkd2
Product: polycystic kidney disease 2
Exons: 16
Coding region: 313-3078 (921 amino acids)
Biological process (GO): detection of mechanical stimulus; release of sequestered calcium ion into cytosol; potassium ion transmembrane transport
Cellular component (GO): membrane
Molecular function (GO): calcium ion binding; muscle alpha-actinin binding; voltage-gated calcium channel activity
Source: RefSeq, a predicted model, not a curated record